Rhizoctonia solani is the source of this 516-nucleotide messenger RNA. RefSeq lists its product as uncharacterized. The transcript has 3 exons. The record is from RefSeq and is a predicted model, not a curated record. Bases 1 to 516 code for a protein of 171 amino acids. Lineage: Eukaryota; Fungi; Basidiomycota; Agaricomycetes; Cantharellales; Ceratobasidiaceae.
AUGGUUCUCACUCGUAGCCAAGCAAAAGCUGCUCGAGAAGCAGAGCUAAAGUCUCGUGCCUCGGUGGUAUCCCAUGCUUCGUUCCAAGCUCCUGCUGUCCUUCCCGUGCCUGAUUUGAAACAGAAUGAGCCAACAGCGUGUUGGGUAGAUGCUUCCAGCACUCGCAUUGCCGUACUCAUAGGAAAAGAUUAUAUCACAUUUCUCUCAAGAAAGCUACUCGCACUGGUCCUAAUUGCGAGAGGGCAAAUCGGCACAGUCAAAGUUCGCUCAGAUAGCAGUACCGCUCUUCGAGCGAUUGGAGGGAACAAGAUUAGGGUGCAGGAAAUUAUGGAUUCGACGCAACGUCUGAAAGCAGUAGUCAACGGUUCAGGACUCAUGCUGAAGGGCGUAAAAGUACCUACCAAGGGCAACUUGGCGGAUCCAUUCACAAGAGGGAAAAAGAUCGAGGGGUAUCAGAAAAUGAAGGAUACAGUCAUUAUUCCUGAAGCUUUGGUAUCAUUUAUUGUGGCCGAGUGA